Molecule: messenger RNA, 3505 nt
Organism: Protopterus annectens (West African lungfish)
Lineage: Eukaryota; Metazoa; Chordata; Ceratodontiformes; Protopteridae
Product: KIAA0753 ortholog
Exons: 18
Coding region: 379-3162 (927 amino acids)
Biological process (GO): protein localization to centrosome; centriole replication
Cellular component (GO): centriolar satellite
Source: RefSeq, a predicted model, not a curated record
UUUAGUUGUAGGAAGGUUGAAUUCUUUUAACAUAUUUUGUUUUUGUAGUUACACUAAUAACCGUGGUUUAUGCAAGCCGUGAAAGUCCGCAUCUUGUAGUGAGAGUGACUUGUCUUACUCGAGCAUUUAAUACCAGUUUGUUGGGGGUAAUUUACAAAUUGAUCGCAAAGUAGCUGUCUGACAUAGCUGUCAGUCUUAUACCAUCUAAAUGAGCAUACCAGACCAGGACGGUUUUAAAAUGCUGAUUCGGAUUAACCACAGCUUUUGGGAAAAGAUGCCCACUAUACUGUACUAAGCUGCAAUCGUAACAGAAACAUACCUUUUGAGAGAAAGACUGCAUCUUAAAACUGAAUUGAGGACAUCCAGGAGUUAUAAGUGAUGGCAAUCGACUUUCAGAAACAUCAAUCGUCAUCUGCAGUGAAAAAGCAUGAAACAGUAAACUCUCAAUUGUAUGAAACCCAGCUAAAAUUUAAUAAAGAUGUCCCCACAUUGUCUAAUAACCUGGCAGCAAGAUUUUCUAAUCCUUUACCAAUAGUAAUUGAAAAACUAAGUCAGUCUCAUGAGAAAACUAAAGUGGAAGAUGAUGGCCAGAGCUCUAAAAGUUCCAUACAAUUUUCAGUUGUAUCUGAGGACAGACUCAAUGUGGCUGUUUAUUUGGCAAAGAGGGAUCUGAAACGUAAACAGCUGGAAGAAAAAGUGAGAGACUAUGUGAACACCUUUGGUCAGACAAAGUCCAAAAUGCCUUCUGAAGUGGCUGAAAUGCCCAGACGUAAAACAGAAAAGAAUGUUCAGAGUGAUAUUAAGUCAAAUGCUAAUAAAGCUUUGGAAAACAAGCAACAGCUUAAGCAAGCUUCUAAAGUAGAAGUGACUAGCUCUGGUGCCAAAAUGUAUGUUUAUACUCCUGAUCAGAUAAGGGUUGGACCAGCAUUUUCUGAUUCUCCACCAACUCGUGAUCUUCAAGUAAAACAAAGUCCCAAGAAACAGAACAGCAAAAGUGCACAGGAAAUUGGCAGAUUGCGAAAGGAACUUAGCAGCUAUAUCCAGAAAAUUGAAGAACUGGCAAAGAAAGAGAAGUCUGAAGAAGAACUGGAUCCUGCUGAAAAACACAGGGCUCAGAUAAGAAGGCAGGAGCAGGCCAUUCGCUCAGCCAGAAUGCUAUAUGUCCUUCAGCAGCAGGUAAAAGAUAUCCAGGAUGAGCUAGAAAGGCUGAGUCCUUACAAAAUCAAACAUACCAAAAAGUCUCGUGCAAUGUCUAGAUUGGCUGCUGCUCACAGAGGAGCCGUUCGUGCCUUGCAGAUGUUUGCUACACAGCUGUCUGACCAAUCAGAGCAACGCCUUCCUGCCCACUACAAAGAACUAGGUCAACUAAUUCGACAGCUGUCACUCUGUUCUGCCAAAGUUGAAACCGAUCCUGAUGCUGAGAUCCCAGACGGCAUUAUUGAUAUCCUUCAGCAAGUUGAGGAAUUGGAUUACCUCAUGGAAAAAAAGUCAUCCCCUGAAAAACUGAAGAAAGGACUUCCACAGCCAUGCAGCAGCUCUCCAGUGAACAGGAAGAAGUCACCUGGCAGACAGCAUAGUACAUCACCUGGGAGAGGUAAUAAACCUGCCAUAUCUAAGGAAAAAGUUCCGCAGGAGCAGAGAAAGUCAGCAGCAUCAAGGAGAGUCAUUAAUGAUGUGAUCCAGCAUGCUCCCGGGGCUUCUAGAAUGCAAAACAAAUUAGAUGAAAAACAGCACCUUUCUCAUCCUGGCCAGAUGAAGGAUAUCCAACAACCCUCCGAUCGGAGUGCAGUAUUAAAGGCAGGCCUAGAAGCUUUGUUACACAGAGAUGCCCUAAAAAGAGAAACAAAUCAGCAAGAUGAGCCUAAGACUAAGAAGGGUGUUCUUUUACCCAAACGUUCUCAGGGAUUUCGUCAACCACACGACGAAAGGACUUUACAGUCCCACUUUCAGCAGGCUACAGUUGCUUCUAAGUUAAAGCAAAAUCAGCUAUUUACUAAGGAGAGCAGUAUACCCUGGGUGCCGCCUAAUCCCACUUCUCCACCAGCAUCUCCCAAACGGGGUCCUUGGAAGAAGGAAAAAGAUGUUCUGAAGAGUUCCUUGACAUCAGCUGCAGGUAGAGAUCAUACAGCACUGAUGAAAGAAAUUGUUGAAAAAGAGAGACUAGCAUCUGCUGAAAAUGAAGCUGUUAGACUAGCUUGGCUUGAUUCAGAAACAGCAAGACGGAUGAGAGAACUGAAUCAACUGUGCAAGGAAGAGAUAGAAGAUAUCCGAAAGAUGAGGCUUAAAACUGGUUCUCCAAGCAACUGGGCUGAAAAAGCUGAGAAAGCUGUAAGGGAUCGAAUCCAGCCUCUGUUGAACAGAGCUCAGGAGAUCAGUGAUUCCUGGGAAAGAAAAGCUAAAGUAAAGGAGUCUUCGCUGAAGCACAGGUUGUCGGUGCAGGCAGAGGAGAAAACUGCAGCCAGUGCAGAUUUGCUAGGUGAGAAGCUUCUAGAUGAUUUAUUAGAAGACACAGCAAUGGAGCUCUGGAAUAUAGAACAUAACCAGGAUAUUCACAGGGAGGCUGUAUCUAUGCAGGACAGACCGACACUGGAGACAAUGUUACAAAGAAUGCAGGAAAUGGAGCGAUACCAGGAAGAAGUCCGUAGGCGGUUGACCAAAAUAGUUUAUUCUGAUGCAGACUUCUGGGCUGAAGAAGAAAAACAAGACAGAGGGAUGGCUUCAGCUUUCAAAAGACCAGAGUCCCCAAAGGCAAUCAGAAUAAGCAAACUGGAUAAACGUAGUGAUCAUGAAGUAAAUAUUAUCAUGCAGAAGCCACUGGAUGGAGAGGCAGUGUCUGAAAGUUCAGAAGCAGAUGGCAAAGUGGAGCUGGCUGAUAACUGUUUGACAGCAAAGGCAUAUCAACAAAAGGAGGGCAACACAUUACUGUCUGUGCCAAGUGGAGUGCUACAGAACAUUCAUGAUUACAACCGUAGAUAUGAACAGCACUUAAAACUGAUUUCCCAUGAGGCAGUGGGCAACUUCAACCCAUGGCAUAUUGCUGAGAACCUUGCAGAGGAGCUGAUGGAAGAGGCAUUGGGUGAUGUGGUUGCAGAACUGCAAGAUGUGUGUGAGGAGUAUGCGGAAGCUAUCUUCACUUCUGAGUUCCUGCAACCCACAGAAUAAUUACUUAAGUAUACAGUAUGUGCUGGUACUUAUUCCAGAGUCAUAAAAUGUGCUGCAAAGUAGGCACUACUGUUGGCUUUUAGAAAAUAACAUGCAUUGUCAUCCUGGCAAGAACAAAUAAUAUGUGGUAACACCAGCUGAGUUGCCUAGGAGUUCAAGGAAUUUUUGGAAGUGUCACAUUUAAGAGGUUUAAUUAUUAGAACAUUCACCUCCAAAUGACUUUUCUCCAUUGCAGCUCUUUCUUACAGCGUACUAUAAUUGUAGCUUUGUAUACUGAAGUCAGUAGUUUCAUUCAGUCUUCAAUACUGUUAUUCAGAUAAGUAAAAAAGUUAAUUUCUUACAA